UCAAAAAUAAUUUGUACCAUUUACUUCUACUUUUUUAUGAUUUUGACUACUGAUGUUUUGUUUGGUUACUCUUCGUAAUUGACCAUGAGUGAAGGUGGACUUUUGAACAGAAGCAGGAGUUAAAAAUGUGCGAUCCAUGUCGAUAUUUAAGGAGGUGCAUAAGCUGCCAUGGCGUGUGCUGUCCUCGACCAAGUUGCUGUGAGCGAUCUCGUUCCUCUAAUAUGAGGAAUUGUCGCGUCGUGUUUCCUGGGGAGUUCCAAAAGUUCUCGGACGUCGUGACGCCCAGUUUUCUUCUAAAGACGCCAGAGCGCCCAAAGAAACGGAAACGAUCGAAAAGUUGCUCAGCCUGUGAGGACAAUUGUAAGGAUCCGUGUUCAAAAAUGGAUGCAUGUGCGGAGAGGUGUGAGAAUCCAUGUCAAGAUGGUGUGAAUGGAUGCAAGAAUCCUGAAGAUUCCGGACAAGACGAUCUGGCUAGGACUGGAGCCUACGGAACUGGCUAUGGCUUCCAGCCGGGACAACCGACUAUUAUUCCGUGUUAUGGAACCUACGGACCGUCAGGAAAUGCUAUGAUUUUUGGUAUCCCGCCACCGACUGAAUAUGGAGGCUUUGGUGUCCCUGGUCCCAUGGUUCUAUCAGUGGCUCCACCAUCCUCGGUAGGUCAGGGUGAUCCAAGAUGUAUUCCAGCGGCAGGUCUACCCACACAGUACACAGAUAAGUUUAAUCCCUGUACCGGAGAAGUCUACGAAUGCGGAGAUCGGCAAAUGCCACCUGAAAGGCCACAAGGAACGGCGCAAGUACCUUCCUAUAAUCGAUUUAUUCAGGAUUUAGGCAUGGGCUUUGCACCCAAUAGUCAGUAUCUUCCAUUCAAUGAAGCAACAUUCCAACCACAUCCAAUAAAUCAAAGCCCAGUCACUCCUCCCUCAGGAGGAAGGGCACCAGCUUAUAGCCGUAAUAAUCAACCCAUUAACUGUGAGCCCAACAAUCAGAAUUAUAGCUAUACUGUUCCCCAAUCAACGAAUCAAGUUAAUGUUGGUGCUAACAGAUCUGAUGUCUAUAACCAGCAGAGUCAAGCCACGCAUUCAAGGGCAGUUCCCCACUCAGAGUCAUCAAGGGGACAACUGCCUCAUGGUGCCACUAGAUCAAAGUCUCCAAAUCAACGAAGCCAAUAUACGGGACAUCAUUCAAGCAGAGCUCAUGCCCAUAUCAAUACUGAAAUUGUUCAAGCUAGUCCAGGUGGCCAGAGGUCCAAGUCCAAGCUCAGUCACCGGAGCGAGUCUAGGGAAGGUCGUUCUGGAAAACUACAAGCCCGUAGAGCCACAGGCUAUCCUCAUUCUAGUAGUGGUGGAGAAAGAAAUACGGAUCUUAGGGCCGCGCCCAAGUCAAUGGCAUCCGCGAGUGAAGUGCGUUCUCGUGAUAACAGAUCGCAGGAUUUAAGAAAAAGAAAUAAAUCUGUAGAAGCACCUACCAAUCGACAACCCUUACUUUAUGGCCAGCAGAGCGUGGGCAUGGGCAUCGAUCCAUCCAAUCAGUAUUAUCCGUACAAUGAAUGCACUCCACUUAAUGCCACAUUUGUCCAAGACAAUAAUCCCUUUUAUGAUCAGCCAGGACAUGAUGUGAAUAGACCGCAAAUAGCAAGAGCACCAAACUUAUCGAAGGCAGGACCCAAAAAGGAUACAAAUUCGAAUAAAGUUCCAUCAAGCUUUAAACCAUCGAAGGAUAAAUCCAGUAAGUGCUGCUGCACUCGGUUCGAUCCCAACAAUCAAUACUAUGCUCCUCAUUACGUUUCCGAAGAAUCUGAUUGUCCACCAAGUGAAAACGCGAACUCUGGAAAAAAGAAGACACAGGAGAAGAAUUGCUUGGAGCUUCUCAGCCGCCUCACCGAGUCCUGUCCUCCGUGUGAUCUGCAGAAGUGGUGUCACCUCCUGAUGCCGAAGGACAAGGACAGGGGCAAAAGGCAAGCGAAACCGUCUGCCAAGAAGAACAAGAAAUCGAAUGGCUCAAAGAUCAAGAACAAGAUGAGCGAGCACAGCAGCAAGGAAAUAGAAGAUACCGAGACAUCACCAGUGGAAAUUCCAGAAAACGAGGAUGCCGACUGCCCGUGUAACUGCAAGAAACCAUGUCCAUCGCCUCCGACAAAACCAGAAAUGCGCACCUGCGGCUGCUCCGCCAAUUUGCCUGAGGAAAACGAAGAUCCUCCACCAGCACCCUCCAAUCCUCAACCAGCACCCUGCAAUCCUGCUCCAGCGCCAGUAAAUACCUGCUGCAUGCCCUGCUCGAACCAAUGUCCUUGGUCCUGGUACUUUAAUCCCUGCACCGGCUGCUACUACUACUGCGCGAAUUGCUGCAAUGGCUGUCGUAAUUGCUGCAAUUACUGCUGCAGUCCGUGCGGUCGCUGUUGCAGCAACUCCCCUGCUGCUAAGCUGGAGAAGAUUCCUCCGAAGCCGAAGCAAAAGGAAAGGCCAGACAGAUCGUCCACCGGCACGCGAAAUUCCGGCGGCGCGGCAGUGAGUUUGGGGAGCUGUGCUCCGCCUCCUCCGUUUGCACCCUGGAACUGCCCAAGGCAAGAGGUUUCAACCAUGCCAGGCUAUUCUCCGACUGCGUCGCCACACUUCAGCUCCCCAUACAGUGGGCGGUGGGUGGCUGGGGGAGUGGAUAUUCAUCGGAACUAUCAACGAAACAACCAAGGUCCUUCAUUCAAUGUCAGCCGAGUGCGCCAUGCCUAAAUUAAACGUUGAAUAUUUUUUCCAUUUUCACACAAGCCUAUCUCUAAUUAAAAAACUUCUUAGAAUGUG
This is a messenger RNA of Drosophila mauritiana, 2792 nucleotides long. RefSeq lists its product as uncharacterized. The coding region runs from base 126 to 2723 and encodes 865 amino acids. The record is from RefSeq and is a predicted model, not a curated record. The transcript has 4 exons. NCBI's taxonomy places the organism in Eukaryota, Metazoa, Arthropoda, Insecta, Diptera, Drosophilidae.